This is a messenger RNA of Pocillopora damicornis (cauliflower coral), 625 nucleotides long. RefSeq lists its product as uncharacterized. NCBI's taxonomy places the organism in Eukaryota, Metazoa, Cnidaria, Anthozoa, Scleractinia, Pocilloporidae. The record is from RefSeq and is a predicted model, not a curated record.
AACGGACGUUUGUUUUUUCAACACGCUGAGAAUUUUAGUUUUAAGCGAUAAUUCGCAAAAAAUGCCCGAGACCUCGGAUAAAUCUGAGCUUAAGGGCGAGAAAGACAACUUAAAAAGGAAAAGUAGUGGCUCUAGAAGCGAACACAUUGAAGCAAAUGUUAGAAUCAUCGAAAGAGGUGAUGGCGCCGAUGGCGCCAAAACUGACUCACAUGGUUUACAAGAGCUGGCCGCUACGCUGAGACAGGGUUUCACCCAGAUGUCUCAAGAUUUAUCCAAGACUAUUGCUGAGUCGUUCAAACAGUUUCAGUCAGACUUUGAAAUACAAUAUGUUGACACGGAGGAAGAACAGGAGGCAAAAUCUGCCGAGAAUGACCACGAGGUCAGCGAAGAGCCCCCCACGAAGAAGAAGCGACAUGACAAAACUACGAGCUUAGAAGAAGCUGUGACAAAGCUGGCUGACUCAACCGGGGCUCAAAAUAUGCCUUCUAAUGAAGGAAAAUUUGAGGUACUUAACAGCUUGAAACAAGAGCUGAAGAAAGAGGAGACGGGCCUAAGUGUAAACACAGAGCUGGCGAAUGUAGUGAAUGCCAUGCUCAAAGAAGGGCUGCCUGAAGAGAAACUUCAG